AUGGAAUUAAACUCCCGUCGCGAACUAGGCAUGCCCUUGAAAAACGACAUUGUCUCGACCGGAGCCCGUGUAAAGAGGUCACGUCCUUGGGUUAUUCGAAUUCCAUUAAUUAGCCCUCAUAGUGUUACGGUCAACAUGACUUUAGGUGAACUAAAGGGGUAUUGGGCAAUAUGGGUUUUGGUAAUCAGACUUAACCGAAAAGUUACACGAUUUGUACUUUCGCCAAAGGACCGUCACUCCACCGUGGAAAAAGUCGAGAUUCCAUCCAUUAGCUUUCCCAGCUCCUAUGCCGACUAUCCUGAAUUUGUAUUAUCUGACGGAUUGUUUAUUGAUGGUACAUUCGAGCCUAUGGACUCUGAUGGUCUGGAAGGCCCCGAACAAUAUAUCAAGGGCGUAUUUUACCCCGUCCAUCUCGGAGAUUUUCUUAGACAAAGCAAUCGAUACAAGGUUCUCAACAAGCUCCGGCACGGAGGGCUUGCAACAGUAUGGAUUGUAACAGUAUGGUUCUGUCGUGAUCUUGAGACAAAGACUUAUGUGGUUUUGAAAUUUUUGAUCGCAGGCGUAUCUAACCCAGAUUGUGCCGAAUUCAAAUUAAUAAAACAGGCUUGGGAUAUCAAACAAUUCGGAGGCAAUCAGAUUGCUUUGCCGUCCAACUAUUUCUAG
Molecule: messenger RNA, 663 nt
Organism: Venustampulla echinocandica
Lineage: Eukaryota; Fungi; Ascomycota; Leotiomycetes; Helotiales; Pleuroascaceae
Exons: 2
Coding region: 1-663 (220 amino acids)
Source: RefSeq, a predicted model, not a curated record